Molecule: messenger RNA, 744 nt
Organism: Rhagoletis pomonella (apple maggot)
Lineage: Eukaryota; Metazoa; Arthropoda; Insecta; Diptera; Tephritidae
Exons: 1
Coding region: 1-744 (247 amino acids)
Molecular function (GO): nucleic acid binding; RNA-DNA hybrid ribonuclease activity
Source: RefSeq, a predicted model, not a curated record
AUGAUACCAAUGGUUAGCUACCCCACCAUCUUUCAGGCGGAGAUUCAUGCAAUAGAAAUUUGUGGCAGAGAAUGUCUUAGAAGGGGAACGUCAUCGAAAUAUAUCUGCAUUAUGUCGGACAGUCAGGCAGCCCUACUGGCCCUGAAGUCCCACAAAAUAAGUUCUCAGCUAGUACAUGAUUGCCGCAAUGUCCUAAAUGCUCUUGGUGACAAGAAUACAGUCUUAUUAGGAUGGGUACCAGGGCAUGAGGGACAUGAUGACAAUGAGGAGGCUGACUACCUAGCGAAACAGGGAGCUGCCGCAGUAUUUUAUGGUCCGGAACCCUUUUGUGGGCUCACCAAAGCACAUAUAAAGGGGACCAUAAAUAACUGGGUAGACAAAAUGUUCAAGAGGCAUUGGAUGGAAUGUCCAGGGCAAAGACAAGCCAAACGAUUUAUCUGUCCUUCAAACGAAGUUUCAAAGAAACUAAUCAAUUUAGGCAGAGAGGACCUCAAAACUCUCACUGGGUACUACACGGGACACUGUUCUCUUCGUUACCACCUCAGUAAAAUCGAUCUUUCAGAAACAAGCGUCUGUCGCUUCUGUGAGCUGGACGAAGAAACGCCAGAACACAUUCUCUGUGAAUGUGAUGCUCUCGCUAGGCGCAGACUAGCCCACUUUGGUGGCGCUACCCUUAAUCCAUUUGAAAUUUGGAACAAAACGCCCUUGGAGGUGCUAGGCUACAUUAAGAGCCUUCCCAUAUAG